UGUUGUUGUUUCACCGGAGUUCGGACGUGCUUUUUUGUUGUUAAAUGCGGAUGUGCAACGUAUAUACAACACAGUUGCUCCCAAGUCCAGCCUAUUAAUCUACCUGACUGUUUUGUUGUUAAUUGUUGCUCAGUUCUUGUAUUACUUGUCUCUCACCUCCAUCUUUCAAUUGCGUCGUGUAAGAGUUGCCGAACAGAAAACAACGCUGCAAUUGUUGCUACUUAUUAAUUAAUACCCAUGUAAAUAAUAAAAACAACGCUCAAAUUCGCUAAAAGCUAAAAACGAAAACACACACAUAAGUGUAUAUAUAUCUUUAUAUAUAUUGAGUAGUUCCACCGCAGGAGUCGAAGACAGGGCUGUAACGCAGGAUAUAUUUAUUUUUGUUGUUGUUCACAUUGCACGUGAGUGUGAGGAGUGCGUGCGUGUGUUAAUCUGUGUGGUUGCCGCGUAUGUGAGUGAGAAAGAGUAGUUUCGCAAAAAAAAAAGAAACCUAAACGAAAAGAGAAAGAAAAAAUGGCUCCAUCUCUGAGCAAAUUGGCGCACAACCAAAGCGCCAUCGUCGGCGUGGCGGGGAUGACGGCAGCUUUAUGGAUAAUAGCCCAUGGCAAAAUGUCCAACAACAAGAGAAAAUCGAGCUAUGAGGACAAAAUUCAGUAUACCAUCUCGGAGAAGAAGGAUAAAAAGUCGAACAAGGCUCACGUGAAUGCAAUAUUCUUCAAACAGCUGCGACAGCUGCUGCCUAUACUCAUACCUAGAUUCUGGUGCAUUGAAACGGGUCUGCUGAUGGUAAUUGCGGGCGCCUUGAUCGGUCGAUCUGUCAGCGAUAUAUGGAUGAUACAGAAUGCAACAGUUGUCGAGAGCACCAUUAUACAUAUGAAUCGGGCCAAGUUUAAGUCAGCACUACUCAAAUAUCUGGCCGCAUUGCCAGCGAUCUCGGUGGUUACCAAUAUCCUCAAGUGGAGUCUCGGCGAGCUGAAGCUGCGUUUUCGCACAAACCUAACGCAUCAUCUGUACAAUCAGUACCUCAAUGGCUACACAUACUAUAAAAUGUCCAAUCUGGAUAAUCGGAUAGCGAACGCCGAUCAGCUGCUGACAACAGACAUUGAUAAGUUCUGUGAGAGCGCAACGGAUCUGUAUUCGAACAUCAGUAAACCGGUGCUGGACAUAUUCAUCUAUGUGUAUCGGUUAACUGUGAAUCUGGGUGGCAAAACGCCAUCCAUACUGAUGCUCUAUCUGCUGUUUGCUGGCAUAUUUCUGACACGACUCCGUCGUCCCACCGGUCGCCUGACCGUCGAGGAGCAGAAGCUGGAGGGCGAGUUCCGCUAUGUGAAUAGCAGGCUGAUCACCAACUCGGAGGAGGUCGCCUUCUAUCAGGGCAAUGUCCGCGAGAAGCUAACGCUGCUCGCCAGCUUCUCCAAGCUGCGCUCCCAUCUCCGCAAGUUCCUCGAGUUCCGCGUCAGCAUGGGCAUCAUCGACAACAUCAUUGGCAAAUACUUUGCAUCGAUUGUUGGCUUCUAUGCGGUGUCGAUACCCUUCUUCACGGAGAAUCAUCCGCUGUUGUCCGGCGAGAAGAGCGGACAGCGUCUGCAGGCCUAUUACACAUACGGACGGAUGCUGAUCAAGCUGGCGGAGGCCAUUGGUCGUCUGGUAUUGGCUGGCAGGGAGAUGUCACGCCUGGCCGGCUUUACGGCACGCAUGACGGAGUUGAUCAAGGUGCUGGGUGAUCUCAAUAAGGGCACCUACGAGCGCACCAUGGUCAAUGGGAAUAGCAUUGCGCAUAAUGGUGACGGGUCCGCUUCAACGCCAAAUACCUUUGGUCCCAACAAGGGCAUCAUGUGCUUCGAGGACAAUAUUAUACGGUUCGAGGCGGUGCCACUGGUCACGCCCAAUGGCGAUGUGCUGCUCCGGGAGCUGACCUUUGAAGUGAAAUCGGGCACCAAUGUUCUCGUCUGUGGUCCCAAUGGCUGUGGCAAAUCCUCACUGUUUCGCAUCCUGGGCGAACUGUGGCCCACCUGGGGUGGCAAGGUGACGAAACCAUCGCGUGGCAAACUCUUCUACAUUCCACAGCGUCCGUACAUGACGCUAGGCAGCCUUCGUGAUCAGAUUAUUUAUCCGCAUACACGCGACGAUAUGCGUCGCUUGGGCAAAUCGGAUGAGGAUCUCUUGCACUUCUUGGACAUUGUGCAGCUAACGUAUCUGGAGCAGCGGGAGAAUGGACUCGAUGCCAUCGAGGAUUGGAUCGAUGUGCUGUCCGGCGGCGAGAAGCAGCGCAUUGCGAUGGCCCGACUCUUCUAUCACAAGCCGCAGUUUGCGAUUCUCGAUGAGUGCACCAGUGCCGUAUCCGUUGAUGUUGAGGGCAAGAUGUACAGUUAUUGUCGGGAGGCGGGCAUUACGCUAUUUACCGUAUCGCAUCGCAAGUCGCUUUGGGUGCACCACGAUUACUAUUUACAGUUUGAUGGCCGUGGCAAAUAUGAAUUUGCCACCAUCGAUCAGGACAAGGAGCACUUUGGAUCGUAAAAACACACGAACAAACCCGAGCACAACGCACACAUACCGUUUCCCUACCUCCCAUCCCAUGCGUCCAUCUCAGUCUCCAUCUUCCCCUCAGCCAAUACACACACACACACGCUCACAAACACACACAAUAAGUGGAACUUUUGAUACCUUUACCCAAACAAAUGAAUAUAUUUAGUGUCAUAGCGCUUAGCUUUUAGUCAUUAGUUCCUAUCACUUUUGCUGUUGGUAUUCAUAAAAACUCAACAUGAACUUCCCCCAAACUGCUUUCACCUUUCCCUUUGUCUUCUACUCCUGCCCGAAUGUAUAUAUAUAUAAAUAUAUAUAUAUAUAUUGUGCUUGUUGUUGAAUAGCAUUCAUUCCUAUUUUUUGUUUUGUUUUGUAUGACUUUUGUAAUAUUUUCUUCUAUUUUAUAUCACUUCCUGAUUUGAUCUUUUUACGAGUUUUAUUUUUUUUUUGAGUCGCAGAGCUGGUGUUAGUUAAUUAAGCAAUAAUCAGUUUAAACUAUUUAGCAAACAUUUAGUAAAUUUACACACACACACACACACGAUUCCCCCUCGCCCAUGUACAUGCAAAGUUUUGUAAUUUGUAUUUAAUAUAUAUAUAUAUAUAUAUAAAAUAUAUAUUAUCUGU
Drosophila grimshawi is the source of this 3147-nucleotide messenger RNA. It is a transcript of the gene Pmp70, whose product is annotated as ATP-binding cassette sub-family D member 3. Lineage: Eukaryota; Metazoa; Arthropoda; Insecta; Diptera; Drosophilidae. Gene Ontology annotation, cellular component: peroxisomal membrane. The transcript has 8 exons. Bases 514 to 2517 code for a protein of 667 amino acids. Gene Ontology annotation, biological process: fatty acid beta-oxidation; long-chain fatty acid import into peroxisome; peroxisome organization. Gene Ontology annotation, molecular function: long-chain fatty acid transmembrane transporter activity; ABC-type transporter activity; ATP hydrolysis activity. The record is from RefSeq and is a predicted model, not a curated record.